AUGGCCGAAGGGAUUGACACUUUGCAAUCCCUGUACUCACAUUCGAAGAGGUCGUUUUCCGACGGCCCUUCUUCGAACACAGCGGGUGGGUCUCGUCAUACUGCUCGACGAGACCCAGAGCAACGACAAUCAGCUGGGCGCGAGGCACCCAUCUGUCCCAGUCCGGUGGAUAGCCACGCCAGCGGACGAGGUAACUCGUCCGGACGCUCUUCACACCGCGGUGGUUCAAGAUACGCUCCACUAGGAAGCUUUGACCACCGCUUGAGUCCACCAAAGGAUGUGGUGGUGGCGGGAACUCCUGAUCCGGCUCGAGGGUCGGAUCAGCUUAAUGUUCAAGAGCUGAACCGUCUAACGGAACAGUUGCAAGAUGACCUGGCUCACGAACGGACUCGGCGCUAUGGGCUUGAGGAUCUUGCAAGGGAUAACUACAAUUCCCUAACGCACGUUCGUUCGGACGAUCGUGUCGCAUUUGCGUUCGCGCAACUUGAGAAGGAACGUUCGACUCGUUCUCUUCGUGACGAACUGGCUGCUGCUCGUCGAGACAUCGCUGAGCUGCGUGAACAGUUCGCUUCGCUAGUCGACCAGACUGGCUCGUUGAAACGGACCACUCGAAGGUGGUCUCGGCUCUCGACCGCGGAGGUGUUCUUCUCAUCUCGAAACGGGCUCGUACUGAUAGUACGGGCGGAGACGACCAACGUGAACCGUUGUAUGCGUACGCAUCGUACAAGGUAG
Molecule: messenger RNA, 732 nt
Organism: Peronospora matthiolae
Lineage: Eukaryota; Oomycota; Peronosporomycetes; Peronosporales; Peronosporaceae
Source: the annotation of a GenBank genome assembly